AUGGAGCCCGGUGAUGGUGCAACUGGGCAACUGACUUCGACUACCAAUGUGCAUCGAACGGGAUUAGGAGAAACGGUGGACAUCGAAAUAUCCGUCAUACUUGCAAUGAAGUAUGAAAAUCAUCACAAGAUACUUGCACGCAAUCCGUCCUUCUUUGUCGAGCUUUCUAUUGGGGAAGAGAAGCAAUGUACAAACGCAGUACAGAUUAAGGGAGGUCGUGUCGUGUGGGACAAGGGGAUGAUGUUGACAAUAAAUGCUUCAUCAAACCUCAUAAUUCGGAUGUAUUGCAAGCAUCGCCACGUCCGGGAUGACCAUGUUGUUGCAGAGGCAUCUUAUGAAGUGCUCGAGUUGGAACGAAACACAGACAUCGCACUUGACCUUUAUGAUCCUAAAAGUUCGGCUCAAAAUCGUACUGUUGUAGCAUCUGUCACCCUGCGAUUGAAAGUGGCGUUGUCUGUCACUUUCAAAAUUGGGGAAAACACCGAGAUGGACUUCAGGUCGUUGACCUGCUUGAAACAUAUGGAAGCAAUUGUCGGAACUAUAUCUCCCGAAAAAUUCAAGCAACUAAGGCCUGCAUGGGUACGACUAUUUAGCUCAUUGGAGACAUUUUCGUCUUUAGCACAAAAGGUAGCAGAGCUUGAUUCACGAGCCCAAGUUGCCGUUGGGGCCAUGGCUUCCGCGAUCAAGGUAUUGGUUGACCAAAUAAAACGCGACGAGAGAAUCGAGGCUCUAGGUCGUAUCAUGUGCGAGCUGUAUGAAUAUGUGGUGGAUGCAUGCACUGUCAGAAAAAUCGCUUCAUUCGAAAAGACUCUUCAACGGCUUCUGGCCCAAACGGCUGAAUGUGCAUACUUCAUCAGCGACUACCAAAGAAUCACAAUGUUUGCCCAGAGAGCAGUCGUCAAUAUGAUAUCGAAUGCGGAUGAAAUGAUCUCAAACUUCGAGGCUGCUUUCGGGGAGCUCAAAAUAGCUCUCAUCCUUGGGUCCAGCCUUCAGACAACUUUAGUUUCGUACCGAAUUUUACAAAUAGUUGAGCGGAUUGAAAAUCUAAUCAGAAUCGACCGAUUGCCCAUACUCGAAAAUGUGGGCUGGGAUUCCGCAAAAACCUGUCUACGAGGCACACGUGAAGCCACCAUUAGGAGUAUUGUUCAAUGGAGUUCGCAACGUGGUGACAACGCUUUCACAAACAAUAUCUGCUUGUUGUCGGGCCCUGCUUCGUGCGGCAAAUCAACCAUAGUCCAUUCAAUUGCAAAGUUAUUCCAUGAACAAAAUCGGCUUGGCGUUGCUGUGUUUCUCCAUGACGAAGUUCUGGAUGUCAGCUCUCGGAAAAUAUCUAGCUCCAUUGUACACCAACUUGCUGGCUACGAUUCUACCAUUCAGGCACGUAUUGCCGACAAAAUCAAAGCCGACCAAUCUCUUGUUUGGGCUGAUAUUGAACGUCAAUUUCGUGUGCUUGUCGUUGACACGGCAAGCUCAGCGGACAGCAAGUUGCUAUUGAUCGGGCCCAUCCUGAUUAUUAUAGAUAAUUUACAUCUGAUCAGUGAUGAGGAACGGUACAAGGUGUUAACAACGAUUUCUGACCAUUCGAAAACCCUUCCACCGAAUUUUCGAUUCCUUCUCACAUGUCGGGACGAUGAUGACGUUGCAUGGAGAAUUCUCCGGAACGUAAGUCGAACGCAGAGAGUAGGAUAUGACGACUCUGACAAUGGAAGCAAUGGAGAACUUAGCCAGUACAUCGCCGACUUUCUCACGGACUUGUUCUCCAAACGACCUCUGCUUUCUGAGCAUUACAACUCCCUGCAAUUGCAAGGUGUGUUUGAGGCUCGCGCACGAGGGAUGCACUUCUGGGUCUCACUUGUCUACCGAUCUGUUUUGGCAUGCAAUGAGGUCGACAUCAUCGAAUUUCUUUCCCUUCUGUUAUCUGCUCCGUCCCCGCUUUCUAAUAACGAGGCUAUGGACCAGCUUUACCAUGCCAUUUUUAAGGUCUUUUUUCGCCUCGAACUUGGCGCACAGCAUCUUUUUGACGUCAUGAUUCAAUCUCCAAAACCUCUGCCACUGUCUUAUCUGCGACGGAUGGCAUGCAUUCCUUGGGACCCUACCAAUAAGGUCAAUAUUGUCGACACUACAAAAGCACUCGGACUCAUAAUCGAGAUUGAUCGACCGGAGAAAGGGGAAUCUCUUUAUGGAAUUCACCCCAGUCUCGAAGAUUUCUUGACCAAUCCUCGUCGGUGCGAAACGACCGGUGUAUAUGUUGAUCGAAACGUACCCAUUGAUCAUUCCGCUGCCGAAGUCUGUAUCCGCAUCAUGAACCAGUCGCUGCGGUAUAAUAUCUGUAGACUUGAUGAUGAUAUGACCACCAAUGCGGAAAUUCGGGACAACAAUCAACUGAUCGAGCAGCAUCUUUCCAGAUCUUUGCGGUACGCGUGCUUUAAUUGGAUAUUGCAUCUUGAGAACGAGGACCAAGAACUUAAUGAUACACUUCGUCUCAAGCUUCGCACCUUCACAUCGUCCCAUAUCCUACACUGGAUUGAGGCCAUGAGCAUCUUGGGUCACGUUGAAGAUAUCGACUCAAAAUUAAACAAGUUUCUCCGUUGGUUACAAGCCAGGGAUAUCAAAACUGGGGACGAUCUCUAUGUAGUCACCGCAUAUGCCCUCUGUUUUGUGAGGAAGUUCUCUGCCAUCAUUUCGAAGGGCCCGCUUCAGAUAUACAUAUCAGCAUUACCUCUCAUGCCUCAGGUUUCUGGACUAUCGUUACUCCGACAAGAUGUUUCGUACCUGCUCCCGAGCAGGACAAUCUAUCACAAUGAACUCAUCGAGCCUUCUUGGACGGCUACAAGCACAACAGAGCUUGAAUUCUCCGACGAUUCAUGCUCUUUUAAUCACGGUACUUUCAUCGCUUUAGGAUCGCGUUCGGGUUUAGUUUGGGUAAUAAAUUGUCGCACAAACUACACCAUGGAAUGGCAGAUAAAUGUCAACAAGGGCGUUCAAGCGCUCACCAUUUCCCCCGACCGAAAACAGUUAGGUGCCGUUAUGGAAACAGGCCAAUUCUCUGUACAUAAUUUUGAGAAUGGCGAACGUAUCUUCUAUGCGGAGACCGGGGUGAAGAACCCGUUUAUUUUAUAUUCGAACGAUUGCAAGAGCAUCUUGAUCAUCGAUUAUUGCUCUGGUACCAGCCGCACCUCAGAUUACCACCUUUGGGAUGCUCUCACUGGAUCUUUGAUUGUGUCAGGCAAAAUUUUACUUCACGAUCCAUUGGGAUUCGCUUUAUCGCCAAAUGGACACCGGAUUGCGGUUCCUGACGAGGUUGGAGUAAAGGUAAUCGAUCUACUCACCAACAAAGAGGUUACAGACGUAUCGACAGGCCCUAGGAAGCGAAUGAGUGAGAAGAAUUGUAUACUUGCCUGGGCGCCGGAUAGGUCUACACUUGCUAUUGCCAGGGGUGCAGAAUCAAUCCUGUAUCUCUGGAACAUGCACGACGGCGGUACAGGCUGGGCUUGCACAAUCGACGCUAUGCGUGGUCCGAUAUCAUCACACUCGCUCCAUUUCACCGCAGACUCCUCCCUUCUUAUACUCUGUUUAUCGUGUCCGCGAACCCAGGAGCGUGAGGCAAUGAUCAUUCUGCACACAUGGGAUACGAGAACAGGGCUAUUGAUCCGCAAGCAAACCAUCCUGCAGGGUAAGAAGAUUGCUCUGAGCAGGAAUUUGUAUAUCUUUCCUGAUGGGCAGGAAAUCUCUUUGUUGUCAAAUUCGUACAGUCGUGAUAACCAUAAUGGGUGGGACAUUUCUAUGACCCUCUUUGCAGACAAUACGCCGGCCUACAUGACACAUCCUCCCAUUUUCAAUGAUCAAAAGAUGGUCCCUAAAAUAUUUCAUGUGCUCUCAGGACGUGAACCGAGUAGCACAUACGCGUCAAAAGUUGAUGAAGACGGAUGCAUUGUCAAUUCCACAGGAAAGCCCUUCGUGUUCGCUCCUUAUCCUAAUUAUGACAUUUCGACUUCCCAUCUUUCUUCGACCUAUACCCAGCUUGAAAUUAAACACCCGGAAGCCAAACUGGUAGUUUUUAAAUAUGUUCUGGAAUGGGGGAGCAAGGGAUAG
This is a messenger RNA of Psilocybe cubensis, 4092 nucleotides long. RefSeq lists its product as uncharacterized. Bases 1 to 4092 code for a protein of 1363 amino acids. Lineage: Eukaryota; Fungi; Basidiomycota; Agaricomycetes; Agaricales; Agrocybaceae. Gene Ontology annotation, molecular function: protein binding; ATP hydrolysis activity. The transcript is spliced from 10 exons. The record is from RefSeq and is a predicted model, not a curated record.